UAUUGUUUACUCAUACAUCCUCCUCAUUCUCUUCUCUUGUACCAAUCUCAAGCUCUCAAAUUCUUCUAUGAUUGAUAAUUUGGAAAAGCUUGAAGAAGGAUUGGCACGAGCAAGGGCAGCCAUUAAAAAAGCGGCUCAAACUCGAAAUUAUACUUCAGGAGUGAUUUACAGGAAUCCUUAUGCCUUUUAUCAGAGCCACAAAGAAAUGGAAAAGAGAUUCAAAAUAUAUACAUACAAGGAAGGUGAAGCACCAUUAUUCCAUAGAGGUCCAAUGAAUAAUAUAUACUCCAUUGAAGGGCAAAUGCUUAAUGAGUUAGAUGAAGCUGAUCAAAACCAUUUCAUAACUCAUAACCCUAAUCAAGCCUUAGCUUAUCUUAUUCCAGUCAGUAUUACUUCCAUUAUCCGAUAUGUUUACCAACCAUACACAAAUUAUUCAAGGGAACGACUGCAAAAUAUCGUCGGAGAUUAUAUUCGUCUCGUUUCGGAACGUUAUCCUUUUUGGAAUAGAAGUUCUGGUGCUGAUCAUUUCCUCAUUUCUUGUCAUGAUUGGGCACCAGAAGUUUCAGCAGCUAAUCCAAAUCUCUACAAAUACUUCAUUAGAGUCCUAUGCAAUGCAAACGUAUCUGAAGGCUUCGACCCUUCACGAGACGUCUCAAUCCCUGAAAUAUCGAUCCCAUAUGCAAAACUCGGUCCUCCAAUCAUCAACCGAUCGCCCAAAAAGCGGCCUAUCCUCGCCUUUUUCGCUGGUGGCCCGCAUGGUGAUGUUCGAGAAAUUCUCUUCAAGCAUUGGAAAGACAAAGACAAAGACGUACAAGUUUUUGGGUACUUACCCGAAGGUCAAAACUACACCGUUUUAAUGUCACAAAGUAAGUAUUGUCUUUGCCCUAGUGGAUGGGAAGUGGCUAGUCCAAGGUUAAUUGAGUCUAUUUACACGGGUUGCGUGCCGGUUAUUGUGUCCGAUAACUAUACGUUACCGUUUAGUGACGUGUUGGAUUGGAGUAAAUUUUCUGUUCAUAUUCCGGUGGCAAAGAUACCGGAGAUUAAGAACAUUCUAGAAGGAAUUCCUAGAAAGAGUUACUUGUAUUUGCAUAAGAGGGUGUUACAAGUUAGGCCACAUUUUGUGAUCAAUAGGCCCGCUAAACCUUUUGAUGCUAUGUAUAUGAUUAUUCACUCUAUAUGGCUUAGAAGACUUAAUGUAAAACUAGGUCCUGAUGUAAUGUGAAUAGUGAA
Messenger RNA from Amaranthus tricolor (Joseph's coat), 1230 nucleotides. RefSeq names its product probable glycosyltransferase At5g11130. The record is from RefSeq and is a predicted model, not a curated record. The transcript has 4 exons. NCBI's taxonomy places the organism in Eukaryota, Viridiplantae, Streptophyta, Magnoliopsida, Caryophyllales, Amaranthaceae. Gene Ontology annotation, molecular function: glycosyltransferase activity. The coding region runs from base 68 to 1222 and encodes 384 amino acids.